Cornus florida is the source of this 669-nucleotide messenger RNA. RefSeq lists its product as uncharacterized. Lineage: Eukaryota; Viridiplantae; Streptophyta; Magnoliopsida; Cornales; Cornaceae. The transcript has a single exon. The record is from RefSeq and is a predicted model, not a curated record. Bases 1 to 669 code for a protein of 222 amino acids.
AUGAACCUACUUGGUGGAUCACCAGCCCCACAACCCAGCAGAGAUGUUCUGGCACCAUUUAUAACCAAAAGAGUGCCAUUGCAUUUUCUCUCCUCACUUGAAGACAUCCCAACAUGCUUGGAGAUCCAGAGAUCGAUCCUUUCAAUUAGCAGUGACAGAGCUUCUGGUCCUGAUGGGUACAAUGCCCACUUCUUUAAGCAGUCUUGGCAUAUUGUAGGUCCAACCAUCAUCAAAGCUGUCAAGAAAUUCUUCAUUAAUGGGAUGCUUCUGAAGGAAUGCAAUGCAGCUUACAUUUGCCUGGUGCCAAAGAGUCCAAACCCUUCCUCCCUCGAUGACUGCAGACCAAUUAGUUGUUGUAAUGUCAUUUACAAAGGCAUUGCAAAACUUCUUGCCUCUAAGCUUCAACCCACCCUCCCACAUGUCAUUGAACCAACACAGACAGCUUUCAUCCAAGGCAGGAAAAUCACUGAUACUAUUCUUCUGGCCCAAGAGUUAAUGAGGGGCUACCACAGCUCCAAUCUUGCUCCUAGAUGUGCUUGGAAGGUUGACCUUACAAAGGCUUUUGAUAGCGUAAAUUGGUCCUUCAUCAUUGACACCCCACCCCAAGUUAAUCUCAUGGAUUCAUGCUUGCAUCACAUCACCUACAUUCACCAUAGCCAUAAAUGGUGA